Messenger RNA from Papilio xuthus (Asian swallowtail), 570 nucleotides. Its product is annotated as vitamin K-dependent protein C-like. Bases 1 to 570 code for a protein of 189 amino acids. Lineage: Eukaryota; Metazoa; Arthropoda; Insecta; Lepidoptera; Papilionidae. The transcript has 5 exons. The record is from RefSeq and is a predicted model, not a curated record.
AUGCCGAUAGCUGAUGUGUUGCUGCAUCCAGAGUACAAGCAUUUCGGAGUUAAGAGUAGUGUGGCGUUGCUCAAAUUGCUCACACCAUUAGCGUCUAAUUAUAUGGUACCAGUUUGUUUGCCGUUUAGAAACUUUAUGUUAAGACCUUUCAAAGAUUAUGUUGAAAAACUGAUUUAUGUCGACUUUGUUAGUGAGGUGCCUCGAGAUUUUUUAGAAGAAGAAAAGGAAUUGGUUUACCUUCGAAUGGUGCCCAGAGAACGUUGUAUUAAACAUGACAAUGCAAACGAGAGCGGUCUUUUGCCCGAACGUCACGUUUGCACGACUGGCUGCGACCUGCAGUCGGGUGCACCGACAUUAGUACACGAGCACACUGGACAUUGGAACUUGUUCGCAAUGGCUGAAGGAGGCGCGCCAUGUCCCGACCCGCUGCGUUCCCGCGGUCCCGGCACUCCAUCCCGACACAUCCUCAUGAACCCAUACGUACCUUGGAUCACCACAGCCAUAUCAGGACAGGCGAUUGGUUCAUUUUCAAAGGAUGAUCCAUUUGGUAAAUAUACAUGCAUAUUAUAA